Molecule: messenger RNA, 870 nt
Organism: Esox lucius (northern pike)
Lineage: Eukaryota; Metazoa; Chordata; Actinopteri; Esociformes; Esocidae
Product: endonuclease domain-containing 1 protein-like
Exons: 3
Coding region: 88-870 (260 amino acids)
Molecular function (GO): nucleic acid binding; hydrolase activity; metal ion binding
Source: RefSeq, a predicted model, not a curated record
UCUUUGUCUCUGACGUGUUCAGUAUUCAGUCUACCAACUGGUCUCUGUUACUUCAUCUUUGUCUCUGAGGUAUUCAGUCUUCAGGUGAUGAUGGGGGUGUUGCAUCUCUCUUCUCUCUUUCUUCUUUCCCUCCUACGUCCUGGACUCUCUCAUGUGGUGGACAUGUUCCAAAAAAAUUGCGAGAUGUUCUUUCUGAAUGGGAAAACUCCCAAUAUUCCACGUAUUUUGGUUCAAGGGACUGUCCCAAACACGAUUCAGAAACGCUACACGCCGAUCUGUCAGUUCUACCACAACGCCUACAGGUUUGCGACUCUCUACGACACGACCAACAGGAUCCCUGUGUUCUCAGCCUACAAGUUCACUGGUGACGCAGGAACGGGAAAUAAUAUAGAUGAAACAUGGAAGAUAGAGCCCCAGCUCGAAGAUGAUAAUGCAAGUAAAUCAAUGGCUGAUGAGUCUCAGGGUGUCCGAUAUAGACGUCAGGCUACAAACCAGGACUACAUUAACGCAAACGGUGUGAAUAGAGGUCACCUGUUCCCUAGUAUGCACGCUUAUGAUGUUGAGGCCAAGGAGUCCACCUACACCCUGACCAACAUUGUACCCCAGGUAGUGUCCUUCAAUGGUAAGAGCUGGAAUGACAUGGAGACAAACGUCAAAAAUAUUAUGACACAAUCUUGUAAUGGCAAUAACAACAUAAAGGCCUAUGUGGUGACCGGAGCAGUGCCCAGUGACAACCCAGUGGAGAAACUGAACAACCGGGUGAACAUCCCAUCUUCCAUGUGGACCGCCUACUGCUGUGAAAACCCGCCCAAUCAGUGGCAUUCUGGAGCACACUGGGGAGAGAACAAAAAGAAGGGCAGGAAUGGCUAG